Molecule: messenger RNA, 4560 nt
Organism: Babesia ovata
Lineage: Eukaryota; Apicomplexa; Aconoidasida; Piroplasmida; Babesiidae
Exons: 1
Coding region: 1-4560 (1519 amino acids)
Source: RefSeq, a predicted model, not a curated record
AUGGAGAACCUUAAAAGGCUUGUUGAUGAGCAAAUUAAGCCUAAAUUGUGUCAAGGUCAUAAGGGUUUUCAGAGUGUCAUUGCCGAGGUGGCCAAGGGUGUCGGGAGGUAUAAUAGGGAAGUGGAGAGUUCUAAUAGGGAUGUCAAGCGUUGCGUAGAUUUCUUGGUAGGGAAAACAAGAGAUGAUUUUCCCAGGGAAUUUAAUGAAUUGUUUCCUAAGGACAAAAAUGUUGAAAAAAUGAAUGCUGUGCAAGUUGCAGAUAAAGUGACGCCGAGUAGAGAGCUGGUGGAGAAGUAUGUCAAAUAUGGGCAAAGGUUUGAGAAGGGUAUGAACAAAUUUCCGGAGCAGAUUAAGGAUUUAAAUUAUACAUUACGUGGCAGAGUAAAUAAUGUUUGUGUUAAUAUUUCUCAUGAGACUAAGCGUCUCGGCAACAUGUCCAAGAAGGAAAGAGAGAAUUUUGAAGCCAUGAUGAAGAUAGUAAACAAGCUUGAAGACAUUAAAAGCUGCGUUAAAACGAAAAUAAAAGAGGAUGUUAAUAGGCUUGUCGAGAGGUUGAAGGAGGAUGUCAGAAAGAUUUUGAAAAAAUUGGAAGAAAUUAGUAAGUCAUUGGAGGAUCAUCUUAGGAAAUUGGACACAAAAAUUUGGAAUGUCGAUGGGAUUGUUAUGGAAGUGGAACAGAAGGUGGAAAUGAUAUUGGAUGAAGUUUACAAGAGCAGUGACAAGAAGAAAGCGAUUGAGGAGGCGGCUACGCAAAUUAGGGUGCAAGCUGCGAUGCUUCAUGGUCAGUUUGAGGCGGUGAAAAAGGAGUAUGAGGAGGUGUAUGAAAAAAUAAAGGGAAAGAGUGGAAAAGGGACAGAACCAGACAGCGUGGUGUAUUUGCUCCAGGAGGCAGAUCAGCAGGUUAAAGAGCCGGAAACAUUGGAAGGAUUUAAAAAGGGGAGUGAUUGGAAUUUAAGUGGACAGAUUGAGCCUCUCACAAAAGCCAUACAAAAGAACGUUGGGGACUAUUUGGAGAAUCUGAAGGAGGCGGUGGCGGCGGGAAUUGAGGAGCAGAGUAGUUCUUGGAAUAGUGCAAAUAUUCCUCGGCUCAAUGCUAUGAUAAAGAAGCUGGGAGAAAAUGAGUUGAGUGAUAAGUUGGGAACGUUUGGAGGAUUGCUUACAACGGCGCAGGGUGCGAAGGAAAAAGGGAAUCUCGGUUAUUGUUUUGAACUUGUCUUAUACUAUCUGAAUUCGGUAAAGAAUAUGGGCGAUUCGGGUUGGGCAGACUUUGCAAAAAGAGCUGGCACAUAUCUCAAAACAUCAAUGGAAACGAAGGCCGCGGAAGGCAAAGAAUUCGAAAGCAAACUCGCCACUCUCCUUAACGCUGCCGCCAUUAGUGGUGUGGGAAAUCUUCAAUCGGUCGUCGAUGACAUCGUUGAGAGUAAACUGCAAACAAUCGAUGAGUUAGAGAAAAGCGUUAUCGAAGCCGCAAAAUCAGCCGAAUCCGCGCUCUAUCAGCAAUCCUACGCCGUCACCAACAACCUGCAGCAGCUAUGUAAGGCUGUCAAGGAGGCUUCUGAAGGCGAUCCGAAAAGCGCCAAGGAAAAAAUAUUUGAAUUGAGAAGGAACAUUGGUAGAGUGGUAGAGGGGGAUGAAGAGAGCCUACAGAAACUUCAUGGCAAACUUCACAGCCUCCGAACAGGCGAUCUACAGACUGCCAUACAGCAAUGUGAGCAAUUCCUCAAACCAGACGCCGACAGAGCCGGCGAACACGUCAUUAGGGAUCUCACCCAAGACGUUGACGAUAAGCUUACAGAAAUCAAACAGGAUCUCACCAAGCAGGCAAACAAGCAUUACGUGUCCACUAUGCAAUUCAUACUGGAACAAUUUGUGGACAAGGUGAAAAAGGAGUUGGAAGGGUUGCUGGAAGAAAUCGAAGAAGACAAGCACGUUGGCUUCAAGGGCUUCAUGGAGAUCCUUCAGACUAGUUUUGACAGUUCUAUUGUUCCUAAUAAAGAGGAUUUGAAACUCGACGCAUUAGCCUCUGCCUUCCUUAGUUUUUUCGCUGUGCUGAAGAACCACUUGGACGGUGAGAUUAAGAGGGUGCACGAGGAGGAAAACAAGAAAAAGAAUCCUUCACUGUCUCCGUCUAAAGAUGCCUACAUGUCUAAGCUUCAAUGCAUUCUUGACGCAGUUGCAGCUCUACUCAAGCACAUUACUCAUCAAAGAAGGUACGGCCACCAAGUUCCCACUCUACUUGAUAACCUAGCUGAUGCAGUUUCCACCCUCAAACCAUCAGCCUUCGACAACUCAAACAGUCCGAUACUUGACGGGAUCUCUGCUGGGCUUACCAAAUUCGUCGACGAGCUCAGAAAAGUCUACGUCAGUAAGUAUGACGGUCUAAAAUGGGAUGAUCAACAUGAAAGCAACUACGCCAAAAUACUUCUCACCAGUUUAGUGAUCACGCAUCGUGAUAUGCAUGAGCUUUACGAGAAUUGUGAAUCAAAUUGGAGUGACAAGAAACUCUGUCUACUUGAAAGACGUCAGCAGAAUCCCCUCGGUGCUCUCCUAUAUAACUGUGGUUAUGAAGUCGCUAAGGAUGAAAAUUCUAAGAGCGGCGAAUUGAACUUUUACUCCACUGGAUACGACGGUGGGAAAAUUAAUGAGAAGCUUUCUAAGGAGAAAUAUGAAAGCGAAAAUAUUGUUGCGCACUUCAAAGCCUGCGAAUCAAAUAACGAUAUGAAGACAGGGCAGCCGAAGAAAGAAACAGACUUCAGUCUCCUGGACAUCAUGAAAUGCGUUCACCAUCACUUUGACGAUUUGUUCCGAAUCGGUCACUUAGCUUCAUUCACAUCUAAUAAGCAUCCGUGUUCUGUGUUCGAGAUGUGUAAUUGGCUGUCAGGUUUACAGUAUAAUUCCGUUUACCAUGAUUUGUUACGCGAUGGUGUAAGUAACUUACUUGAUGCUCCAGCUAGGCCAGUUGGCGCCGCCGAUGGCCUUGUUUCAUAUGACAUGAACUCCUCAUACCUGGACACUUAUCCACAUAAUGUCACGUAUAAAGAUAUCGACACGGCGAUCGAUAACAUUUGCUCCUAUGCGUAUGACGUCGUAACCACUGUCGUGGGCUUCGGCGAUGAAUUCACAACGUACGGCUGCGACUACUACACCAAUUCGUUAAAAUUGUACUAUCCUAAAGGCGGAAUAGAUUGCCUCAAUAUGAUGCUCGACAUCAUGCGCAGACUGUUUCCGAUCUUUAGAUUUUUGCAUAAUCGCUGUGGCUUCAGCGCUGAACAUCACGGCUGGGGAGAUUGCCGUUACGGUAAAGAUAUCCCUACAACCAAAUCACAAUGUAACAAUCAAUCAAGCGAGAAAGCAAAGUGCCAAUCAAAAUGCCAGUCAACGUGCCGACCAAGCGAUGAACCAAAUUGCCAACCAACGUCUCCAUUAAUGUCUUACUUAAACGAUUGCCUACCUGGGCAGCUACCGCAUCAACUGAUAUCGGUUGGUUGCACGGCGAAAUGUAUUACGUGUUCACCCGGUUCGCGGGGAAUGCCGUGUUUAACGCCUCUUGGUUUUAGGGCGUUUUCUGGUUCGACAAAAAUGGGUUCGGAUUUAUGGGAACCCCUUGACGCAAUGUUCGCCGAUGAAUAUAUUUCGUCCCUAUUCUGCCUUAUUCCCAAACCGCCUAGGACGUUACCAGAGCAUUUCAGUUUUGCUCUAUUCCUUGUUAGGGACUGGCAGACUAAUCGCAGCCAUGCACUCAGAGACAAAAUCACAUCAUCUAUUAAUGACGUCUCCAUCCGCCUAUUUGAAACGCCAGACAACUUGACAGAUUCACUUCGUGAUGCAUAUGGCAGUAGCCAGAUCAGUCAUAACGCAGAUAAUCAUGCGGCGGGAAAUGCCGACGUGUCAAGUCUGUCAAUGACCAACACAUGUUCCGGCGAACAGUGCGCCCCUUACCUGUAUUCCUUAUCCGAUGACGUAUAUCGUCACAUUGCCGUGAAAAAUUCCGGCUUGUGUCUGUCGUGGGCCCUUUACCUCCCUUGGGAUUUCCACAAAUAUCUCCAAAAUCUUCUUAAGGCGUUUUAUGAUAUUUUUUGCCAGGAUUGGGGUUGCCGUGGAUGCCUGCGUGCUGACAGCUGUAAAAAGGGCAAGCAUGGCGAUGAAGAGCAUUCUUGUAAAUGUUCAUCCAUCGUCGACUGCAAAGGAGUCUCAUCAACGAUGUACCAAUACGGCUUUGCAUUUGGCAACCCAAUUAAAUUAAAUCAUGGAAAAUCGGCAAAGAAAUGUUACGAUUUUUGUAGCCAGCUAAAGCGUGUUAUUGAGUCAAACUAUUUCACAAAAUUGUUCGAGCAGUGCGACGAUUUCAUCUGGGCGAUUCGUACACCCUUCACAUAUCUUUUGUUAGCCCUCUGGUCGCUCUCGCUCCUGUACCUGCUGCACAUCACCGUCGUCCGCCUCGACGUUUUGAGGAUACGCUCACACCUGAAAUCACCCUCAAGCCACCGCAUCGCAGCGCAGUCGCUGCUCGCCGCCGCACGCGUCAGGGCGCUCGCCAACGUCAAGUACUUCUCACCAUAA